AUGGGGGUGGUAAAAGAUGGGACGAUAUCUGGGUUUCUUCCGAGAACUCAAGUUUUUGGUGUACACUAUCCGGGUUAUCCUUCCUCCAUGUCUCGAGCCAUCGACACACUUGGCGGCACCCAAGCCAUCCACAAGGCUCACAGUUCAGCCUCCAACAACAACAACAACAGGUUGGAGCUCCGUUUUCGGCAUGACGACCCCUAUUCCCAUCCUGCAUUUGGAGACCUUCGUCCCUGCAACUCUUUUCUCCUUAAAAUAUCCAAAUCCAAGUCCUCUGAAAGUGACUUACUUGCUGCCAAACUAACACCCGAAACUGAUCAAGUCAACGUUUGCGCUGAUAUUGUUGCUCGUGUCCCAAAGGCUUAUCACUUUGAUGGAAUGGCGGACUACCAGCAUGUCAUUGCUGUUCAUGCUGAUGUUGCACGCAAGAGGAAGAGAAAUAGGGUCGAAACUGAGGAGCCACACUCUGACAGAGGAGGUCUUAUGGAUAUUGAUCAGGAGGAUGUGAUGAUACUCCUGCCCCAGUUUUUUGCACCCAAAGAUGUUCCAGAUAAUUUAGUGUUGAGACCAUCGGGGACAUUGAGUGUAAAAAAGAAUCAAGAAGAACCUGUGCAGCACCAAUUGGAGAUGGAUAUGGAGCCAGUUCUUGCAAUUGACUUUGGAAUCACUGAGAUUCCUAAGAGAACAAACUGGGAGGAAUAUAUACCUCAAGAUUCAGAUCAGUGGGAGUCACAGAUGGCUGUGUCUAGCCUGUUUGAUGAGCGGCCGGUGUGGCCAAAGGAUUCAGUAACUGAACGAUUGCUUAAUAAGGGCUUCAUUUUUUCAGAUCACAUGUUGAGAAGGCUUCUUUCAAGAGUUGCAUACUACUUUUCACGUGGACCAUUUCUUAGGUUCUGGAUAAAAAAAGGGUUUGAUCCUCGGAAAGAUCCUGAUUCUCGCAUAUAUCAGAAAAUUGAUUAUCGAGUAAAACCACCAUUACACGGUUAUUGUGAAGCUAAUUCAGCUAAUCAACUAAAGCAUAAAUGGAGUGAUUUAUGUGCAUUUCGAGUGUUUCCUUACAAGUGCCAUACAACAUUGCAACUAUUUGAACUUGAUGACAAUUACAUUCAAGAACAGAUAAGAAAGGCUCCAGCUCAGACAACAUGCUCUCCAGAGACGGGAUGGUUUUCAUAUAACGUGCUUGAGAACUUGAAAUAUCGUGUUCAGGUGAGGUUCCUAUCUGUAUACCCAAAACCGGGUGCAGAGCGCUUGCUUAAAGCUGCUACUGAAAGCUUUAAAAAGUCAAAGAAGAUAUGCAAUAAAGACAACUUAGUGCGUGAUGAAAUGGUCCAGCAACAAACCAAUGCAGAACUUACAGGCGAUGUAGAUGCUGAGGAACCCAACAAUGUUGAAGAUGAUGAGGAUGAUAUUGAAGUUGAUAAUGGUGAAGAAGCAUUAGAUACAUAUGUUGGACAUGAUCUGGCUGAGGAUGGUGAAAUUUCUUUGCAGCCGCAUUCAUAUCUUAACAUGGAGAACAUCUCAAGAACUCAUUUACAGGAGCUUUUUGGUAGUUUUCCACCCCCUGAAGCAGGGGAUGAUAACAUACAAGAUGCAUAUACCAGUGAUGAAGAAUACCAGAUAUAUGAGCAAGAUAGUGACGGCAACUUCUCUGACGAAAACUAAUGCUAAUUACGAAGUUGCUGCUGAGAUAGACCAUCUACAUGUGCUGAAGCAAUGCAAUUUCAUUGGCAGCUCCUCAACAUUUCAAAUUUUGGCAUACAUGUUUCCAUGAGAGGGCCUUGGCUUGGAACUGAUUGUAAAUAGAUGACUAUUUUUGGGGCAGCUAUUAUGUAACUUUAGAGACAAAACUCAACAUAAACAUUAAACUAGAUUGCUGUUAUUACUGUCAAAUGAUAGGUAGAUCAGUUAACAAUGGUGAUUAAAGUUUCUC
Molecule: messenger RNA, 1930 nt
Organism: Fragaria vesca subsp. vesca
Lineage: Eukaryota; Viridiplantae; Streptophyta; Magnoliopsida; Rosales; Rosaceae
Product: general transcription factor 3C polypeptide 5-like
Exons: 15
Coding region: 1-1662 (553 amino acids)
Biological process (GO): transcription initiation at RNA polymerase III promoter
Cellular component (GO): transcription factor TFIIIC complex
Source: RefSeq, a predicted model, not a curated record